AUGCCUCGCCUGUACCGUCGCUCCCAGCUUCCCGUGUACAUUAAGAAGGCAGUCUGCGCGCAUCAUGUGCAGAAUCCUCUAAUGCGCCAGGUUGACCUGGCGCGCUGGUGUUGUACUCGAUACGGAAUCCGCCCCGACCGCUCCACUGUCGGCCGGAUUUUGAAGGGCGCUGAUCGGUGGAGCGCGCCGUCAGCAUCGAACAACCCCGUCCGUGUUCGGGGCAGAGCUCACCCCGACCUUGAGCGCGCAAUGGUGCGCUGGAUCUCGAACGCCGGCCCGGCGGAAAUCCCGCUCACGCUGCAGACAAUCCGCGACCACGUCGCGGUCAUCGCACGUGCCAUUCAGCUGCUGGCGAAGCCGCGGAUCAGGACAUGGCGGCCGUGCGCACUUGCCAUUCAGAGGUGCUGGUGGCGGACGGAGUGCCUCCCUCUCGCGUGGGCCCUCUCUCUGUCCCACGUGGGCGCCGCGGGACUCACCCCAGGUGGCCGUGGUGUUGUGCCGCUCGCCAUCGAUCUCGAUGGCAAGAUCGAUGAUGUGGGCGUUCUCAUCGAUCGUCUUGGCCUCGGCCCAAGCGCGAUGCCGGCCGCCGACUUUGUCGCAAUCAACAACGGGCAACCGACGUGCGCAGAGCCGGGCGAGGACCCUUUGGCCGACGAGCCCGCGUCGGCGUAUUCGGCUGCGUCGUGGGAGGCGCCUACGAGCAUGGAGGCUGUCUACAACGACGACAACCCCGCGUCCCGUGAGGCUCGUUGUUAUGCGCGCGCCGCAUGUGAGAUGCUAAUCGGGUACGCGCGCGCCACCAGCAUCACCCCCCGCGAGCUUUGCGCCCUCUUCGAGAUCCGCAACCCGAUCAUCGUCGAGCGCAUGGAGAGGGCGAGCCCGCCCCUGAAUCUCAACGCGACCCCGAUCGCCACCCCCAGGCCGUCCGAGACCUCGGAUGCCGUGCGCGCUCCUCCCCGCGGGCGCGUCCUCCCUGCGUGGAUGACGGCGCCCUCUCCUUGCCAAGCUCUCAUCGAUGCUGGCGCGCCUGCUGCCAUGGACGGCUUCAUGGACGCGGCGGAGUGGGUGCGUCUGUGA
Messenger RNA from Closterium sp. NIES-65, 1077 nucleotides. The record is from the annotation of a GenBank genome assembly. Lineage: Eukaryota; Viridiplantae; Streptophyta; Zygnematophyceae; Desmidiales; Closteriaceae.